This is a messenger RNA of Rosa chinensis, 834 nucleotides long. RefSeq lists its product as uncharacterized. Gene Ontology annotation, biological process: shoot system development; root development. Lineage: Eukaryota; Viridiplantae; Streptophyta; Magnoliopsida; Rosales; Rosaceae. The record is from RefSeq and is a predicted model, not a curated record. Bases 1 to 834 code for a protein of 277 amino acids. The transcript has a single exon.
AUGGCUUACCACACUCGCUCUAACAGCUUCCCAUCAAGGCCACACCCCAUCAUUCAAGAAGUUGAUGAACAUUUGUGCAGAUUGAGUUCAUCCGAGUCCACAUCCACAUCUUCAUCAUCAAUAAGCAACAAACUAAAUGGCCUGCAAGACUUACUUUAUUGUGUUGAUAGGUUGCUUCAGUUGCAAGGCACCCAACAAGCAUUAGCACAAGAGCAACAACAGAAAUGGGCUAAUGAGCUAUUAGACGGCUGUCUCCGGCUCUUGGAUAUUUGUAGCACUGCACAGGAUGCCCUCUCGCAGACCAAGGAGUGCAUACAAGACCUUCAAUCAAUCAUUAGAAGAAAAUGGGGAGGUGAAACUGGGCUCACUAAUGAGGUCAGGAAAUACUUGAGCUCUCGGAAGAUGGUGAAGAAGUCAAUUCACAAGGCUAUGGGAAAUCUGAAGGGAAUGAAAAACAGAUCCACGUUCUCAUCCGCCAACAAGGACCAAGAAACUAUCGCCAUUGUUAGCAAGCUGAGAGAUGUUGAAGCAGUCUCUCUCACUAUCUUCGAAUCAGUGCUGUCCUUCAUCUCUGGACCAAAGUCAAAGCCUAGCAGCUGGUCUUUGGUUUCCAAGAUGGUGCAGUCCAAAAGAAUAGCUUGUGAUGAGGAAGCAAAAGUGAAUGAGUUUGCAGAGGUGGAUGCUGCAUUGAAGUCACUCAAGAGUGCAGACAAUGCACAAAACCAGCUUAGCAAUCUGGAGUCAUGCAUUCAAGACCAAGAAGAAGGACUUGAGAGCCUAUUUAGGCAAUUGAUCAAAACAAGGGUCUCCCUUCUCAACAUCCUAAACCACUAG